This is a messenger RNA of Aspergillus welwitschiae, 1664 nucleotides long. RefSeq lists its product as uncharacterized. Gene Ontology annotation, biological process: DNA-templated transcription; regulation of DNA-templated transcription. The record is from RefSeq and is a predicted model, not a curated record. Gene Ontology annotation, molecular function: zinc ion binding; DNA binding; DNA-binding transcription factor activity, RNA polymerase II-specific. The transcript has 3 exons. Bases 33 to 1664 code for a protein of 543 amino acids. NCBI's taxonomy places the organism in Eukaryota, Fungi, Ascomycota, Eurotiomycetes, Eurotiales, Aspergillaceae.
CUUUUGGCCGUCGGUUGAGACCAAAUGUUGCCAUGCCCACGCGCGCAGAGUUGGCAACCCAGGCUUGUGACAUCUGCCGGAAGCGCAAGGUCAAAUGCAAUGUGACUUCGUCAUCGACCGAUGUCCCUUCCAGAUGUGGGCGCUGCGCUAGAUUGGACCUGCCAUGCACCUUUCUGUCUCCAUCCCGGACGCGAGGCCCGAAGAAACGCUCACGUACAGGAUCUCCGGCACAAGAACAGCCAGAUUGGGGGACGGGGCCCAGCCGGGCUUCUGGUGCCGUCAAUUAUCCCACGGAUGAUGUAUGCGAUCGGCGCAUGUUUUCCUGCAUCAUGCAGGACUAUUUGGACUACCUGUAUCCCUUGAUUCCAAUCGUACAUCGUCCGUCUUUCCAACAGUCCUUGCAGCAGGACCGGGAUCGUGAGGACAGCGGAUUCCUCGGGCUCGUCACCGCCAUCGCUGCGGUGGUUAUCGCCACUAUGCCUAGCAGAUUUCAUUUCUAUCGAUCUGCGACCCCGCCGUUAAGAUUUACGUCGCGCAGGGACAUGGUCCGUCAUUGCUAUGACAAAAUCCUGCGGCUGAGGGACUCGACCUACUUUGACCACAUCAACUUCCAGAAGUUUGCCAUCUCAUACUUGCUGUAUGCUGCCUUUCGGCAGUUGGGUGAUCAUAACUGGUCCCGCAUGCUAGAUGUGGAGGCAACACAAAUUGCUCGCUUGCUAAACCUUCAUCGAAUCUCUGAAUAUGAUGGACUUAACUGCAUUGAGACUCAACUGCGGAAAAAGGGCUUCUGGUUGAUCUUCUACGGAUUUGUUCAUAAUCAAUUGCAGAACGUGCUAGGAGAGCGGUUGUCGUAUCUUGACCCCAUCGUUCUCCAUUCCAUUAACCCGGAAGAUCUCAUGCCACUCGAAGUCGAUGACGAAAUGAUCUUCGAGAACGAGGUGCUCAUGCCACCGUCCCAUACUCCAUGCCUGGUAACGGGGUUUAUCCUCCAUUCCAGGGUUUUCUGGGCUGCGAUUAGGAGCACCUGUCCAGAAUCACCGGCUGAGCCGUGCCCCUGUGUGAGGGCCCGCGAUGCAGCCGUGCAGGUUGCUUACAUCCAGGAUCGUCUUCAUAGUCUACGGUUUUUACUGGAGGAUAUCCCCCCUCUCCUCCGGCCAUGGCAGCCACCAGAUAGCCAGGCUAUCUCCCAUGAAGGUGGCAGCACUGGUGUUACGGAGAUGACGCAGUCACACUUUGCUUCUAUGCGAGCAAAUUUACAUGUCACGCACCUGUGGCUACAAAGCUUGCUUGUUGAUCAGUUGGAGGCGGCGCAGGCGCACAAAUUAGAGCCGUCACUAGUUUCUACCAACCACGUACAACCAAUGAUUGACGCAAAAGCGUUGUGGCUCCAGAGGGAGGGCCUUUGUCGUCAACUAUUCUGCAUCCUAUACAGCCUGCCCCAGAUCAACUUGGAAGCGAACGGUCUACAUUUGGCGUACAAAGUGCGUGAUAUUGCGGCGGGCCUGCUGGUAUGCCCAUUUCAUCCCGCCGGCCCGGAAGCGGAGCGAGCAACCGAGUAUCUACGACAAUCGACCGACAUCUUGUCCCGCCUGGACAGCAGCGAAGGCAUGGUCACGAUGCAUCUGCAGACUUGGAUAGAUACAGAUCGAAUCAAAAGUAGUUAA